This is a messenger RNA of Aspergillus caelatus, 1437 nucleotides long. Its product is annotated as flavin-containing monooxygenase. The record is from RefSeq and is a predicted model, not a curated record. NCBI's taxonomy places the organism in Eukaryota, Fungi, Ascomycota, Eurotiomycetes, Eurotiales, Aspergillaceae. The transcript has a single exon. Bases 1 to 1437 code for a protein of 478 amino acids.
AUGGUCUCACCUUCAUAUGAUGUCCUCAUUAUUGGGGCAGGGAUAUCUGGCAUCAAUGCCGCCCAUCGUCUCCAGACUGACUUUCCUAACUACCGCUUUGCCAUCCUGGAAGCCCGAAACAACAUCGGGGGCACAUGGGAUCUUUUCCGCUAUCCUGGCAUUCGAUCAGACUCUGAUUUGUACACUUUUGGCUUCAAGUGGUUUCCAUGGAAUCAAUCUAACCCCAUCGCAGAAGGGGGAGACAUCUUGAGGUACCUCGAGGAUGCGGCUACUGCACAUGACAUCAAGCAGCAUAUCCGCCUCAACCAUCGUGUGAACGCAGCCAAAUGGGACGGUCAUGAGUGGAACCUCGAGGUAGAAAGUAAGGGCACUUCAGAGGAACUUAACGCUCGUUUUAUCAUAUUUGCGACCGGCUACUACGAUUACCAUAACCCCUUGGAAGCCACUAUACCGGGGCUGCAGAACUUCAAAGGCGAGGUGAUUCACCCCCAAUUCUGGCCCGACCAAUUCGAUGCCUUGGGUAAAAAGAUUGUAGUCAUUGGCAGUGGUGCUACCGCAGUGACCCUUAUACCAUCACUCGCAGAGGACUCGGAAUCUGUGACAAUGUUACAACGCAGUCCUACAUAUCUCACGUCCAUCCCUAAUGCUCGGCUCAACUCCAUCUGGAGCAGACUCCUACCAAAGUCAGCGCUAUACUAUCUCCGUCGACUAUGGUAUCUGGUGGUGCCUCAGUUGUUCUAUCAAUUUUGUCAUACUUUCCCAAGCGCCGCGAGAUCCAUGCUUCAAAACGGCAUGAGGGCGCAACUGCCCCUGGGUGUCCCUUUCGAUCCCCAUUUCAAACCUCGCUACAACCCGUGGGAUCAAAGACUGUGUAUCUGUCCCAAUGGAGACUUUUUCAGGGCUUUGAAUUCUACGAAAGCGAAGGUUGAGACUGGGGUGAUUGACACGGUUGAUGGAAGCGGGAUCCAGCUGACGUCUGGGAAACGACUCGACGCCGAUGUCAUCGUCACGGCGACUGGCUUGAGAAUGAAAUUCUUUGGUGGCAUUCCCAUUUAUAUCAAAGGAAAGAAGCUUGACACUUCUGAAAAGUAUACCUGGAAUGGCCUAAUGCUGCAGGACCUCCCGAACGCAGCACUGGUGUUGGGUUUCGUGAACGCGUCGUGGACGCUCGGGGCAGAUAUUGCCAUGCAGCUCGUCUGUAGGCUCCUGAGGCACAUGGAAAGCAAGGGCUAUUCAACGGCUAUUCCUACUCUUGAGACCCAAGGUCCGCCAGUCAACAAGGCUGUGAUGGAUCUCAAGUCCACCUACGUCAAGCGAGCAGCAAAGGAACUGCCAAAGGCGUCAGAUCAAAGGCCGUGGGUAUCGCGUACCGGUUACUUCUCCGAUUUAUACUUUGCAACAUUCGGAAAUAUUAGAAAGGGUCUUGUUUUCUCCUAG